Topomyia yanbarensis is the source of this 2975-nucleotide messenger RNA. It is a transcript of the gene Ucp4A, whose product is annotated as mitochondrial uncoupling protein 4. The coding region runs from base 870 to 1832 and encodes 320 amino acids. The record is from RefSeq and is a predicted model, not a curated record. Lineage: Eukaryota; Metazoa; Arthropoda; Insecta; Diptera; Culicidae. Gene Ontology annotation, cellular component: mitochondrial membrane. Gene Ontology annotation, biological process: response to cold; mitochondrial transport. The transcript has 5 exons.
UCGUGAAUGUACACAUAGUCGGAUCGGUGUUUGUUGUUUUGAUUCAGCUCCGCCAUGUCUAGAUAUCUAAAGUGAAAAAAUUGAUAGCGUUCCAGAAAAGCUUUUUAGGAAUUUAUAUGAGCAUUCCUCAGUGCGCCAAAGGACCGCAUACAAUGGCAAUAAGCAAACAAUACGUGCUAAUUAUCAAUCUGAGGAAAAGCUUUUUAAUAGACUACUUAUAAGGUUUUGUUCCGGCCUUAUUCGAGCAGAAAAGGAGCAAGUUUUUGGUUUAAUAUUAUUGCAUUUUCAAAUUUAUUUCGUCUCACACUGUGAGAACUUAAAUCGUGCAAGUGUACUGUUUACGAGGGCAAUUCCUGAUUCCUGAGCUUUGAAUGAAUCCCGUGAUCCAGAUCGAGCCGAGUGAAAAUCCUACCGAUAUCACAUACGCUUCUAGUCCACGACGACGCAGAAGGGCCAAGACAACGGUCUCAAUUACAUAAUCAUGCUUGGUGGCCUCAUUGCAUAAAUAUGGAGGAAUAACUAUUUCCAAACAAGCCUUCUCGUCGACGUACACACACUCAUACCACGGCUGCCAUAGUGGAAAGCGUGCAAUAGUGCAACAACUAUCACCCGAAGCACCGUCCGUUUCAGCGCACCAAACAAUCUGUGCGUAUCCUGUCUUUGUAAGCGGAAAGCGACCCCAAUUCGCUGAGUCGUUGCACUUUUCAGCUUCACUCUGGUCGAUAUCAGUGGACUGGCGUUGUUGGGAUCGUGAAGAUAUUAUACGUACGCUGAAAAUCCAUUUCAAUCUACAGCAGAUCCUUUAAGCCGACAAAGUCGUUCCGGAAAUUGGUGGUGGUGGCAGUAAUAGCAGCACCACGGCAGGCACCAUGCAGCAGACUACCCGGACCGAGAUGCGUCCGGUGAAGUACCACUACGCGGACUCAUUCUGGUGUACUUAUUUGAUUUCGGUGUUUGCGGCCAGUAUUGCCGAAACGGUGACAUACCCGCUGGAUUUGACAAAAACUCGACUACAGAUUCAAGGCGAAUCAGCGGCCGUGGCGGCUGGUGCGAUUAAGAAGGUAAAAUAUCGUGGUAUGCUAGCCACCGCCAGCGGUAUCGUUCGCGAGGAAGGAGCUAUGAAGUUGUGGCAGGGCGUAACACCGGCUCUAUAUCGCCACUUGGUUUACAGUGGAGUCCGCAUCGUGACGUACGAUAAUCUGAGAAAGAAACUUCGCAACAAUAACAACGAUUUUGUGCUGUGGAAAUCUGCACUGGCUGGUGUCGGAGCCGGUGCUUUGGCACAGUGGUUGGCCUCGCCGGCCGAUUUGGUCAAAGUUCACAUCCAGAUGGAAGGCAAGCGGCGCUUGCUGGGGUUAGAACCUAGAGUGCACGGGGCAGCUCACGCAUUCCGCGAAAUUGUAAGUCGCGGUGGGAUUGCCGGUCUGUGGAAGGGCAGCGUUCCGAAUGUGCAGCGUGCAGCACUGGUUAAUUUGGGGGAUCUAACUACCUACGAUACGGUCAAACGCUUCGUAAUGAAAAGGUCAGGUUUGCCCGAUUGUCAUCUGGUGCAUAUUAUCUCUUCGAUUUGCGCCGGAUUGGUUGCCGCUACUAUGGGUACACCCGCAGAUGUGGUCAAGACUAGAGUCAUGAAUCAACCCACCGAUUUAGAGGGAAGAGGACUUUUGUACAAAGGAUCCCUAGACUGCCUCCAGCAAACAAUAGCCAAGGAAGGUUUCUUUGCACUGUAUAAGGGAUUUCUACCUGUAUGGAUCCGCAUGGCUCCAUGGUCACUGACGUUCUGGCUUUCUUUUGAACAAAUUCGCACUAGUCUUGGUGCUGGCGGAUACUAAGAUGUUACCGGUGAUCGCCAGCCUUUUCACAAUGUUGAAAAUGUGGAGAACUUUAGCUACCAAGUUCAAAGUUUACAUGCUAGACCACAGGUGCAAUAGAAGGCACAAAUAUACAAUUCGAUAGCACAAUAGCAGACAGUAGACUCACAUUUGUAAGAUAUUUUCUCUCGGCACAGAAACAUUACACAAACGAAGAGUGCCAUCUAAACUUGCGUUACAGGCUACUGUUUAUUUGAUUACAAAAUAUUAUGUUCUUUCUUCAACAGCUUAAGGAUCUUUUUUACUCAAUUGCAUAGUCUAAAACAUAUCAUUUUCUAGGUAUUCUCUGCUUGUUCUGAACCGUGUGUUGAAGAAAGACUAUAAUUUUGAUCUGUGAUUUAGUCUAUAGCAUCUACUAGUAUUUAAGUAUACAGCCAAUUUCUAUAGGCUAAAUAUGAUGUCGAACAGUGCGGUCCGAGGUAGCAACCAUUCAAAACUUAUCGAAGUCAGUCAACGGGAACAGGUAACGUCAAAACCAUUCAUGCUGUGGCAUACAGUUCUUAAGUAAGCAUUCAUUGUCAGACGUAAUUCCUCAGGAAGGUUAAUAUUCACCAUUAAUAUCUAUCUGUGCUUAAUCUAAUGCAUGCCACUUAAACUCGAUAAAAUGUUCUGUUAUUUAAGAUAGUGGUAUUUUAUUUUGCUAGGCCUUAGUCUUUGUACCCCAGCAUCGUUUUCUACGUGUGAAAUAUUCUAAUUGAUUGAAUUAAAUUGAAGCCAAAUUUUUCACAAGUGCAAAACAGAUCAGGCCGCCUUGAAUUAAACUAGCAACCCUAAUCCAUACUUAAAAAUAACCAACUUGAGACAAUACCAAACAUCAGCAAACCAUAAUCAAAGAACCUUAUUUUGUAUUUGCACUAUUAUUUUCAAAGUUAUUAUAAUUAUAGUGUUCGCCAAAAAUACCCCUACCACUGACUGGUACAGUACUGUGCCGCACAGUGAAUAAGUACAGAACUGUAAGUAAUACCCCGCCCAACCUCCUAAGCUAGAUAUACAUUUGAAUAACGGUUGAAUAAUUGGAACAUAAUCCAAGGAGUCUCACACCUACAACGGAGCAAAGAAACUUGCCUUGCAGAGAUACGAAAUAAAAUAAUGAACUGACUUGAA